UACAAUUCAGUUAUUAGCUAACUGAUUUGGCCGGGAUCGCUUCAGUUGCUCAAAGAAGCUCUUCUGGUAAAGACUACAAUUUCAACGAAUCCCAAAUUGUGCGAAAUGGCAUCCUCAAAAGGCUUGAAGCUGGCUUUGGUACAGAUGAAAGGAUCAUCGGAUAAGACGGUGAACUUGAAGCAUGCUGGAGACUUGGUCCGUGAGGCUGUAAAGAAAUACAGUCCAGAGAUUGUCUGUCUUCCUGAAUUCUUCAAUGCUCCCUACAACACCAAACUCUUCCGCACCUACGCUGAGUCCAUUCCCGAUGGAACAACCAGCAAGUUUCUCUCGGCUCUGGCCAAAGAGUUGAACGUCUACAUCGUUGGUGGAUCUAUUCCUGAGAUUGAGAAUGAGAAACUCUACAAUACGUGCACAUUCUGGUCACCUAGAGGACAGCUGGUGGCGAAGCAUCGCAAGAUGUUCCUUUUCAAUUGCGACAUUCCUGAAAUAAUUACAUUCCACGAAUCCGAUGCCCUCACUGCUGGGGAUACCUUGACUACGGCUAAGGUGGAUCCCGCUACAAUUGCUUUUGGAGUUUGCUUCGACAUCCACUACCCAGAGUUGUGGAUGAAGUAUCGUGAGCUCGGUUGCAAUCUCAUCAUCAUCCCAUCGGCCUUCCCCAUUGACUAUGGGGACCGUUACUGGGAAGUUUAUCUUCGUGCUAGGGCAAUCGAUACCCAGAGCUACGUGACCAUGAUUUCCCCAGCUCGUGACACGACCGCUGGCUAUGUUUCCCACGGAUACACCAUGAUGGUUGAUCCUUUUGGCAAGGUUGUUGCGUCUGCAAAGGAGGAUGAGGAAAUCGUUUACGUUGAACUUGAUUUUAAUCUGGUGGACAAAGCAAGGAGGGAAAUUAAAUUGUUCGACAUGCGCAGGAAGGAUCUGUUUGAUUUGGUGCUGAAGACGGAAUAAAUAAUUUUUCCACAUUUUCCGAGGAUCAGCAUAAAUUUUAUUCAAUUGUUAUCUUUUUUUUUCUAAAAGCUUAUAAAAUAAAAUCAUUUUUUUUUGCAAAAAA
Lutzomyia longipalpis is the source of this 1054-nucleotide messenger RNA. RefSeq names its product omega-amidase NIT2-like. Gene Ontology annotation, cellular component: mitochondrion. The record is from RefSeq and is a predicted model, not a curated record. Gene Ontology annotation, molecular function: omega-amidase activity. Gene Ontology annotation, biological process: oxaloacetate metabolic process; L-glutamine metabolic process. The transcript is spliced from 3 exons. NCBI's taxonomy places the organism in Eukaryota, Metazoa, Arthropoda, Insecta, Diptera, Psychodidae. The coding region runs from base 106 to 951 and encodes 281 amino acids.